Molecule: messenger RNA, 537 nt
Organism: Scomber japonicus (chub mackerel)
Lineage: Eukaryota; Metazoa; Chordata; Actinopteri; Scombriformes; Scombridae
Gene: tppp2
Product: tubulin polymerization-promoting protein family member 2
Exons: 3
Coding region: 1-537 (178 amino acids)
Biological process (GO): microtubule bundle formation; microtubule polymerization; positive regulation of protein polymerization
Cellular component (GO): microtubule
Molecular function (GO): heme binding; tubulin binding; electron transfer activity
Source: RefSeq, a predicted model, not a curated record
AUGGCUGAGGGCUCAGUGUCUCUGGCAGACGUGGAAGCUUCCUUCCAGAAGUUUGCAGUCCAUGGUGACACCAAGGCCACAGGGAAGGAGAUGAAUGGCAAGAACUUUGUUAAACUCUGCAAAGACUGCCACAUCAUUGACGGCAAGAAUGUCACCACCACAGAUGUUGACAUUGUCUUCAGCAAAGUCAAGGCAAAGUCAGCUCGUGUAGUCACAUUUGACCAGUUCAACCAGGCACUGAUGGAGUUAGCUCCCAAACGUUUUAAAGGCAAGAGCAAAGAAGAGGCGGUACAGCAGCUUUAUGGUCUAAUUGCUGAGAAGGAGCCUGCCAACGUCGGAGUCACUAAAGCAACAAAGGCAGCUGCAGUGGACAGACUGACCGAUACCGCCAAGUACACUGGAUCGCACAAGGAGCGGUUCGAUGAGACAGGCAAAGGAAAAGGAAAGGCGGGGCGUGAGAACAUCCCAGAUGCCAGUGGCUAUGUGGCUGCUUACAAGGGCAAAGGCACUUACGAGGACAAAGUGAAAGAAGCAUAA